ACACAUCCCUCCCUUCUCACAGAUUUGUGUCGGUGAAUUUGGAUUUUCUCUUUUUGAGUUUUUUUUUUUUUUGGUUUUCCUUCUCUUUCUCUCUCUUUCUUUCUCACAUAUACCUUUGUUGUGUCUCGGAAAAACAUUUCAACGUGUACCCUUAAACACUUGACACAACCGAACUAACAUGCCAUCUCAAAAACUCAACCCUUCCCUUUCCUAGCUCCUCCGAAUCCUCCCUUGUCCUAACAAAAGCCUUUGAAGCAAAAGACACACAAGCCAUAGCUGAGAAACAUAGAAUUUUUGCGAUAAAAAAGCCAUGGAAAAUGGAACAGGAGGAGGAGUGGUUGCUACGAGAGAGAGUGCGAGGAAAUCUACGGAAAGGCCGUACAAGGGGAUAAGGAUGAGAAAGUGGGGGAAAUGGGUGGCUGAGAUAAGGGAACCGAAUAAACGGUCGAGGAUUUGGUUAGGGUCUUACUCCACCCCUGUGGCGGCGGCGCGAGCUUAUGACACGGCGGUUUUUUACCUACGCGGACCGUCGGCUAGGUUGAAUUUUCCCGACCUUUGGGCGGGAGAGAAAGUUGGCGGCGGCUCACUUGGUGGCGAUCUGUCGGCGGCUUCUAUAAGGAAAAAAGCUAUUGAAGUUGGUGCUAGAGUUGAUGCUCUUGAGGCAGCUCAGCAUCACCACCACCACCUUCAUCAUGGUCAUAAUUACAAUCUUAAUCAGAAUUAUAAUCGUAGUUAUGCCGAUGAGUUGAAGCCAAGUGGCUGGUUAUUACAGCGGGUUGACUUGAACAAGAUGCCCGACCCGGAGGAUUCGGAUGGUGAAUGGGAAAGGAAGUAGAAAAAAAAUGAAAAAGAGAAGUUGAUUUAAUCAUGCCCCUCCAAUUAUUAUGAUUGUUAAUCAAGACCAUGAUUACAAAGUUGUAAUUUUUGGUUCUCUCUCUUUUGGCGGCUGUGCUAGAGAAAGGAAGGGAAGGGAGGGCGGUUGCUAACAUGCACCGUGGGCGUUAGCUAACGUGCGCCAUAGUGUGGGAGGAGGUAAGUCCAAGCGACGGCUGAAGAAAUGAUGAAGCCUUUGUAUUAAUUAUUAGUGUAAUGAAAAACCUUUUGUUUUUCUAUUUAGGCACCCCCUUUGUUAUCCUUAUUUUUCUCUUAUAUUUGGGAUUAGAUGGUAAAAGUUUUGGCCAGUGUAAAAAAAAAAAAGGGUAAUUGUAUAUUUGCUCUACUAAUUCUCAUCCUUAACUACUUGACUUCUUUUA
Molecule: messenger RNA, 1253 nt
Organism: Theobroma cacao (cacao)
Lineage: Eukaryota; Viridiplantae; Streptophyta; Magnoliopsida; Malvales; Malvaceae
Gene: DEAR2
Product: DREB and EAR motif protein 2
Biological process (GO): regulation of DNA-templated transcription
Molecular function (GO): DNA-binding transcription factor activity; DNA binding
Source: RefSeq, a predicted model, not a curated record